Molecule: messenger RNA, 1530 nt
Organism: Cynara cardunculus var. scolymus (artichoke)
Lineage: Eukaryota; Viridiplantae; Streptophyta; Magnoliopsida; Asterales; Asteraceae
Product: ankyrin repeat domain-containing protein 2B-like
Exons: 9
Coding region: 258-1316 (352 amino acids)
Biological process (GO): protein targeting to chloroplast
Cellular component (GO): chloroplast outer membrane
Molecular function (GO): protein binding; chloroplast targeting sequence receptor activity
Source: RefSeq, a predicted model, not a curated record
GUCAAAUAUAUAAUGGAGGUCUUCGAUCGGCCUGACAUGGCGGACAACACGACUGGUCCGGUGACCCGGCCCCGAUCCGGGUACUUUCUACAGGUGGGCAUAUGAUGUUCCCGUACCAUUCAUUGAGGAUCGAUGUGGCCCACGCCUUGACGUUUCUGUUUUGUGUUCCACCGAGUUUUAUCAAAAACCUCGUCAUCGUCCCGUCACUCAUAUCCAGCCGGUGACCAUAAUUUUUCAAAUUGCCACUCAAUCUCGUCAUGUCUCAGGUGAAUGAGAAAGAUCCCUUGAUCAAUCCUGCCACAGCAACCGAGGAGAAGGCUGAUUCAACUAUGAAGAAAACUUCCUCUGAAUCAAGCUCCUCGGAUGUGCAAUCCGGAAAACUACCUGCAAUGUCAUCUGCACCUGGGGCUGGAUUUCCUGCAAGUCCUUUCGACUUCUCAUCUAUGGCUAGCCUACUUAAUGACCCAAGUGUCAAAGAAUUAGCUGAACAAAUAGCAAAAGAUCCUUCAUUCAACCAGAUGGCAGCACAACUCCAGAAGACCUUUCAUGGUCCUGAAGUGGGCGCCACCCAGUUUGAUUCACAACAGUAUUAUUCCACCAUGCAGCAGGUUAUGCAAAACCCGCAAUUCAUGACCAUGGCUGAGCGCCUUGGUAAUGCCUUGAUGCAGGAUCCAUCAAUGUCUCAUAUGCUUCAGAAUUUAUCUAAUCCAGCUCAAAAAGAUCAGCUUGAGGAACGAAUGGCACGUAUCAAGGAAGAUCCGUCCUUGAGACCUAUUUUAGAAGAGAUACAAUCUGGAGGUCCAACUGCAAUGAUGAGGUACUGGAAUGAUAAAGAAGUUCUACAAAAGUUGGGUGAAGCAAUGGGUGUUGCAGUCCCGGCAGAUGCAGCCUCUUUAGCUGGAUAUUCAGGUGCAGAUGAGGGUGAAGGAGUAAAUGAGGACGAGUCUGUUGUUCAUCAUACUGCUAGUGUUGGUGAUGUGGAGGGUUUGAAGAAAGCAUUAGAAGCCAAUUCUGAUAAAGAUGAAGAAGAUUCAGAGGGGAGGACUGCCUUACAUUUUGCAUGUGGAUAUGGAGAGGUGAAAUGUGCUCAAAUCCUCCUGGAGGCUGGAGCAAAAGUUGAUGCUUUAGAUAAGAACAAGAACACGGCCCUUCAUUACGCGGCUGGUUAUGGCAGGAAAGACUGCGUGGCCCUUUUGCUCGAAAAUGGUGCAGCCGUUUAUGAUUUAGGAUUUCCUGCUGCUGCAGUACUCUUCAGAACAUGGAUGGUAAGACACCGAUUGAUGUUGCCAAACUCAACGACCAAAACGAUGUACUGAAGCUGCUCGAGAAGGAUGCAUUCCUAUGAGUUUUAUGGAUGGUUUUGUUGGUAGAUCGAUGCUUGAUAAUAUUUAUAUAAUGUUUGUGUUUGGUUUAACGACUACAAUUAUUUUAUUCAAAUUCUUGUUUUCUUAUGUUAUAAUUUCUGCUUCUUUCUAACAAAGUUGCAUUUCUGUAAUAGGUCAAGAAUGUUUUAAUUACAACCGUUUUGGU